AUGCAAACUAUAGCUACACCUCAACCGGCGGUUGUGCGCACCCAAACCAGCCCCGUGGCUAUCUGUAGGAACUCGUACAGAGCUCUACGUAGUAACCACAGAUGCCGCAGCAGCUGCAGCAGCAGCAGCUGCAGCAGCAGCAGCUGCAGCAAGCUGCAGCAGCAGCUGCAGCAGCUGCAGCGGCUGCAGCAGCUGCAGCAGCAGCUGCUGCAGCAGGGGCAGCAGCAGCAGCAGCAGCUGCUGCAGCAGGGGCAGCAGCAGGAGCAGCAGCAGCUGCAGGAGUUGUUGCUGCUGCUACUACUGCAUAGAGGGGCCCUGGGGGGCCCCUCAGCAGCUGCAGCAGGGGCAGCUGCAGCAGCUGCAGCAGCUGCAGCAGGGGCAGCUGCAGCGGCUGCAGCAGCUGCAGCAGGGGCAGCAGCAGGAGCAGCAGCAGCUGCAGGAGUUGUUGCUGCUGCUACCACUGCAUAG
This is a messenger RNA of Eimeria mitis, 468 nucleotides long. RefSeq lists its product as uncharacterized. The coding region runs from base 1 to 468 and encodes 155 amino acids. Gene Ontology annotation, molecular function: ice binding. The record is from RefSeq and is a predicted model, not a curated record. Lineage: Eukaryota; Apicomplexa; Conoidasida; Eucoccidiorida; Eimeriidae. The transcript has 3 exons.